GUGCAAGCAAGGAUCCAUGGCUAUGGCGCUUCUCAUCCGUGUCUUGGAUCUAGUCUUCCUGCUUGGCUUCCUCCAAGGUAUGCACUCUUUGACCACUGCUGAAUCGAACGACGAGAGCUUGCCCUUCGAGGAGCUCCUUUACUUGUAUUCAUCAUCUCACAGCUCCUUGGUAUACCAAGGCCAUACAGCUCUCAGGCUCUCGGGAUCCAAAAACUUGAAGAAUGGUGUAGUUUCUGGAUCACUCUCUACCCCGAAUGACAGGCUCCAGGGGUCAUUCACGGGAGUGUUUAAUUCUACCUCCAGGCAGCUGCUUGCAAAGGUCUGCCUUUUCAAGAGACUUUCAAAUGGUUCGCAUCCAGACUGCAAGGUCUCGCUCGCUCUAGAUUAUCCUUCGGUGGCCGCCAUGCCUGUAAUCACGGGGAACUAUACGUACACGAGGCUCGAAGAUGCAUUGGCUGGCUGCCAAGGCUUGACGAAGGACGCCAUGGAGAAAGCCACCAUGGAGGAAUCUGAUCGCCGGCCAUUAACGACAAGGGAGGAUGUUCACUUCUUGUCCUCGAGCGGUCAAUGCAGCAGCAGCAAGCAACGUUGUCAUCCAUUUGGAAACUCCAGCAGCAUUGAUCUUGGUGCUGUAACUCCUCGAUCGCCGAGUGUGCUAGCGUUGGAUCUAGCCAGGGAAGGAAAUGGACGUGUGCAUGGUUUUCUCGAGCUGGAUAUCUGGAAGACCAAGGUUCUCGCGGUGGAAGGGUUCGAGAAAUCCGGGAAGCUCUGUUUGGUGGCGUGUCAAACUGUGGCAUUUGAUUCUUCUGUGCCGGACUGUUCUAUCCAUGCAAGCAUUGACAUGAGCUUGGCAAGCUUUGACAUUCAUCAAAGAUCUCAUGUCAAGGGAAUCAUCACGAGCCUGAGGCCGAAGUCGGAUGCUAUGUUUUUCGAGCCACUCUCUUUCGGAGACAUUGCAUCCUCCUCAAACUUCAUCCCCGACUUCGUUCGCACUCGCGAGGUCUACGCUUACUCCAAAGUUGAGGAUGCUGACAAACACUGCCGUGAUCUCGUCAAGGAUCCAUCGCCACAAGCAACCGAUUAUCCGGACGGUUUGUCUAUCGAUGAUUUCCGCGUCGAUGGAAGAACUUCCGCGAUCGAAGAUGUAUACGCUCUUGAUGAAGGAACAACGAUGGUGGCUACAGCUCUUCCGGAAUCUGUAGCAUCCGAAAGCGAGUUUGCAGCGGAUGAGGUUCUCAUAACACCUCUCACAUUUGAAAACAGGUUUCGUUGGUACCCGGACACCAUCAAGAACAAGAAACGAAUGAACGCCAGCUUCGAUAUCUUUGCUGCUCUCACUCACUCUAGAACACAACACAUCGCCGCCGAAGGCUUUUACGACGUUGGUCGAGGAACAGCAUGCCUGGUGGGUUGCAAAGCUGUUGACAACAACGAUACAUUUCAUGAUUUGGAGCAAGGAAAGGAUUGCAAAAUCUCCGUCCGGAUCCAUUAUCCCCGAGACUCGGAAACCAAGCCUCGCCUUGUUGUGGGAUCCAUCUUCAGCUUGCGAGACAAAGACGAUGCUCUAUACUUCCCCCCCUUCGACGUCUCUGCAAAUUAUUCGAUGGUCACCAAGCAAGCUAGAAACAUAUUGGAGCGGGACAAGAUGAAGACAAGCGUGAAAACCUUGACACUCUCUCUGGAGGUGGCGGCUAUCACAUUCCAGCUUAUACGAAGCAAUCGCCAACAAAAAACUCGUCCUUACGUUUCUCUGGUGAUGUUAUUUGGCCUCGCCAUCGCACACGCGCAAGGAAUUAUGAUCAAUUUGGGCUUGAGCUUGGGAUUCAUAGACUCACAGACAUACAGGAUAACAACACCGAUACCCCGCUACAAAUUUACAGAUAGGCUGGAUCUCAUGCAUGAGACAGUAGAACGUCGCUCGCAAGACAGCAAAUCCCUCCAAAUGGCGAUGCAUUCCAUCGCCCUGGUGUUACUCUCGCAGCUGGUUCGUUUGGUCUGGAAAGCACGAAGCCCCGAGAUAGACGAAGAGAGCAGUACUGAGCCUGAGACUUCGGAUGGAGAUCAGAAACUAGAAAAUCAUCCCGGGAUCGUGGAGGAAACAAACGUCUUGAUGGUUUGCUUGCCAGCUUACGCGUUUAUCACGGCGUGUGGAGCUUUGUUUCUCGGUCACUGCGUGGGGCUGUUUUCAGCAUAUGGAGAGCUGCUCAGGGAUUUCUUCCUGGUUCCACAGAUCAUCGGAUAUCGUAACUGGUCGAAUAUCGGUCUCCAGUCUCCAGCUUUGUCCACAGUUUUCUACGUGGGGACGACACUAGCAAGGGUUGCCUGGCGUGUCAACAACGUUUGGAAUGGCUGGAACCAAGACCAGGGAAUUCAAAGAUUUGGCCUUUGGAAUCAAGUGGAGGGAUGCUCUGGCCUUCUUUGGAACGCUGGAGUUGUGUGUGGAACUUCCUUUACAGCGUGGAUUAUCUUCUGGCAACACACAUCAUGAACUCAUUUUGUCAAUGGAAGUGAAAGUCAAUGAAGGUGAUUUUUAAUAUUUUAAAAUCACUUCAUAUGUUUCAAAAAAAAAUUCUACAGAAACAUAUAUAAUAAUUGUGUAAACAUAAAUUUUU
Molecule: messenger RNA, 2612 nt
Organism: Selaginella moellendorffii
Lineage: Eukaryota; Viridiplantae; Streptophyta; Lycopodiopsida; Selaginellales; Selaginellaceae
Exons: 2
Coding region: 17-2488 (823 amino acids)
Cellular component (GO): intracellular membrane-bounded organelle
Source: RefSeq, a predicted model, not a curated record